AUGGAAAUGUCUACGACUAGAACCCGCUUCAAGGACUACUACAAUAGCGCCACUAGAUCCCUCUCGCUCCUCCGCGAACCCAAGCGACCUGACCCUCCGCUCGAACGUACCACUAUCCUCCGACUGAGGGAAGAAGCGGAGCAAACCAGCAAAACAAUCGACAAGCUCAAGACCCAGCUAACGCACCUUGAAGACCGGCUGGAAAGGAUCAUAGAUGACCUAUCCAGCAUUGUUUACCCGGUAAAUACGCUACCCACCGAAAUUCUGUGCCGUAUCUUCGCAGCAGCUGUGUCUUUGUCGCCUCACUUUGCAGCGAACCGCGCACUCAUACGGAUUACUGCGGUUUGCCGACAUUGGCGCGCUAUCGCUAUCGCCGACCCGCGCUUGUGGACACAGGUCUGCUACUUAAUUCACGGCACAAGACGUGAUUUACUUGCCGAAAACUUCCUUGCACGCAUACAAAAACUACCAAUUAAAUUUUCGACAACCAUGCGAGCGGACGACGACGACGACGCUGCCGAGGAUACGGGAUAUAUUCUCCCUCAUUUUGUCUUUCAAUCUGCUGCCCAAUGGGAAGAAGCGUCUUUGACUGGCGACUACUGGCCCGCUAACCGGGACAAUGAGGGGAACUCUUACCCAAAGGUUGACCUUCCACAAGUGACGAAGCUUACUCUGGACAUCUUGGAACCCUCCCAUCCCCCAGAAUAUAUGAUCAUCAAUGCGCCGCGUCUCCACGAGCUUUCUAUCCGCGUCCCGACCGGCUUGCUUCAGCGCUUGUCAUUUCCUACACAUCAGCUGCGGAAACUGACUAUUCUCCUACCGGCAAGAUUCAACGAUAUUAUUCUUAUACUUAGCCAGCUUGUGGCAUUGGAAGAGCUCUCACUCGCCUCGCCGCUGGAAGACAACCCCUCCGCUCCUUCUGGGCGUCCCUUCCAGGUGCCCCAGCUGUCAACACUGUCAUUCGGCGGUGCCGAAAAUGCUUUCAUCCUCAACCAUAUUGACUUGCCUUCCUUGACUACGUUGCGGCUGUCCCAAUUCGACGAACACGAUGUAGCAUUCUUCAUCUGUCCCUGCAUCGUCCGCUCCUCAGCAAAUAUCACUUCUCUGUCCGUAGCCCCGACCACAUAUGACGCAUUCGGCGCCUUCCUCAUGGCCACGGAGCUCAAUUCACUCAAAAACCUCACUGUGACUCUGUUCGCGAUGACCCGCGACGAGGAGAGGCGGUGUGCCGUCGCACUCUCCCUUCCCCUCUGUUUUCCCAACCUCGAGUCACUCACCCUGCUCGUCACCAAUAACGCGGACAUACCAAUGUUCCCGCAUUUCGAUCAGGAGUCCACGCCACGCCCCACCAGCAUCCGCCCGUUCCUUGAUGGCGUUGCGAUGAGAGUGUCGAACGCGAUCUCCAACGAUGUUCACAUGAAGCUGGCACGCUUUGCCGUCGACUUCAGCAGCCCGUUUGGGAUUACCACCGAGGACAUGCACAAUUUGGUCUACCUGCAACAGAGUAUGAGCAUCACGGUCUCGAUGCCAAAUGGUCGUCCACUGGCAGUGCGGAAGCUUUGGGAGUGUGGAAUUUCAGCGAGAUCUUGA
Mycena indigotica is the source of this 1590-nucleotide messenger RNA. Its product is annotated as F-box domain-containing protein. The record is from RefSeq and is a predicted model, not a curated record. Bases 1 to 1590 code for a protein of 529 amino acids. The transcript has a single exon. NCBI's taxonomy places the organism in Eukaryota, Fungi, Basidiomycota, Agaricomycetes, Agaricales, Mycenaceae. Gene Ontology annotation, molecular function: protein binding.